AUGGCCACCAAAGCUCACUGUGCUUACUGUUUCGAAUCGCUCGUUGCUAGUUUCGAAAAACGACAGCCGCUAUCUCUAUCCCAAGUCGAACAGCUCUGGACCGAACAAUAUGGAGAAGAGGAGGACGAUAUAACAGAUGUCGACGGCGAAGACGAGCCAGAGCCGAGUCCAUCCCGCGUGCCUGCCAUCUCACGCCUCGUCAACAGAGUCACUCCCAAGUCCAACUCGUCCUCGUCGAGCUUGACAUCUCGCUCUACCCAGAACUCCGCCUCGACUCAAGCCUCGACCUCCUCCAGUCGCACCUCUCUAUCCUCUCGCUCCAACAUCUCUCCCUCAGACUCAUACCCUCUCUUUGUGACCUGGAACACUAUCUCCCCACGCAGCCAUCAAAAGUCCCUUCGCGGUUGCAUUGGCACCUUCAAACCACUACCUCUAGAAGAAGGACUCGCAGAUUACGCCUUGACUUCUGCCUUUGAAGACUCUCGCUUCCCACCAAUCCCUUCGUCUCAACUUUCACAACUGCAGUGUUGCGUUACUCUAUUGACUAAUUUCAGCAACCCUACUCACGAUAUCAUGGCUUGGGAGGUCGGCAAGCAUGGUAUCAGGAUCAGUUUUACCUAUCAAGGUAAAAAACUGGGUGCUACCUAUCUGCCUGAUGUAGCCAAGGAGCAAGGGUGGACCAAGGAGGAGGCUUUGGUCAGUUUGAUGAGGAAGGCUGGCUGGUCGGGCAGGAAGGAUGACUGGAGGAAGGUUGCUGCCGGUAUGGAGUUGGUCACGUAUGAAGGCAAGAAGGUCGACUUGAGUUAUGCCGAGUUCAAGGAGUGGAGCGACAAGAUCAGAGUCAAGGCCUGA
Aureobasidium melanogenum CBS 110374 is the source of this 852-nucleotide messenger RNA. RefSeq lists its product as uncharacterized. The record is from RefSeq and is a predicted model, not a curated record. Bases 1 to 852 code for a protein of 283 amino acids. The transcript has a single exon. Lineage: Eukaryota; Fungi; Ascomycota; Dothideomycetes; Dothideales; Saccotheciaceae.